Messenger RNA from Caenorhabditis sp. 36 PRJEB53466, 1352 nucleotides. NCBI's taxonomy places the organism in Eukaryota, Metazoa, Nematoda, Chromadorea, Rhabditida, Rhabditidae. The record is from the annotation of a GenBank genome assembly.
AUGAAUAAACUCGUUUUCCUUCUGGGUGCUUCGCUCUUCUUUUCAGCAGUAUCCGCAGCUGGAAAUGGUAAGUUCGUCUCUUUUUUGUGUUGAUCAUACAGUAACUGUUUUCAGUCUGUAAACAAGGAAACAUCGUGAACAUGGGCUCCGUGCCGUACUACUGGCCUUCCACUUGGCGAGAGAAUCAGACGGCGCCUCAGUUGGGAAAGGAACAGUCGUGCAGUUGGACAGUGACCAUCCCGAAAGGAUACUACGCCAAACUGAUUAUCAACGGAAAGACGACGGAUAAGGAUUCCCGCUUCCAGAUGAUCGAUUCUGCUGGAAACCUUGUUCAGUAAGUGCCUCUCUUCAAUAGGAAAGAAAUGAAUUCGGAUUCAGAACAACGCACGAAGGAAUGCAGCCGUACUACUUCCCUCCGUCCAAACUUACUCUCGCCGUUUCCAACGAGGCCGUCGCCACGUUCGCUUUCAAAAUCAUCUGGGCUCCUCGUUAGUUUUCUCUCCCCUAGUUCCUUUCAAAUCCGUCUUUUUCCAGUUCCAGCCGGUCCUAAAUUGAUUGCUGGAAUCGGUGACACUCCGCAUCUUGUGAACGUUUCCGACAUCGGAGCCACCGCGUACAGUGGAAUCCUUUCCCUUCUCAUCUUCCCGAACGAUCCGAAGAACAUGUACCAUCUCAGAUGUUCUCUCGUUUUCCAAGGCACAGAUUCUGAUGGAACAUAUAUUAACAAGUGAGUUAGCGCUUUCCGAACGUUAGAACCGAUUCCACCAUUUUUAGUCUUCACGCCUUCUACAAUCGCCGUCAGCAAUGGGUGUCCACUGGGGGUAUCUACGUUGUGAACCUCGAGGAUAACCCGUUGGCCGACAAGGACCAAAUGCUCGUACAAAGUUACCUCGGUACGUAGGAGCAUCCCUCCAGGUUUCAUUGAUGAUCUUCAACCGUCUUCAGAUACCAAACAGCUCAACGAUUACGAGGAAUUGGUGUGCGGAACGAACACGACGUGCACAUUCACAAUUAACGGACGAAAGGGACCAUCGGCCCUGGUCGCCGUGAAUGGUGGCAACUUGACACUGACUGACAUUCAGAUGGAGAAGGUGAGCCAAAAAGUAAUCGGAUAAUAAUAAAGUUACAAUGUGUUGCAGUCUGCCAAUCUGUCCAUCUACUAUGGAUCGAUAUCCCCCUUCUUCUUCUACAAAUCCUAUAUGUCAGUCAUUGAGAGUUGACUUCGUGAAAGCAAUUGAAAUGAUUUCAGGGGCUCUGAAAUCCAAGGCCUUCUUCCUCUGAUCUUCGAUAGCAGCUGGGUCCUACAGUACGUUAUCAGCAGCGGAAAGGCCGUAUUCACAUUUGCACAAUAA